AUGGAGGAUGAGAGCUACUUUGGAAGAGCCAUGGCAGCCAUCAUUUUCUGGAGAUCAGAGAAGAUGUCUAAAGCAGAAAGCAGCAGCAGGGAAAACAGAUGGUCUCUCCAAGGAAUGACAGCUCUUGUCACUGGUGGAACCAAAGGGCUUGGGUAUGCUAUUGUGGAUGAGAUGGCAGCGCUAGGGGCAGUGGUGCAUACAUGUGCGAGGAACCAAGACUUGCUUAAUCAAUGCAUCAGUGAAUGGAAUGAGAAGGGUUUUAAAGUUACUGGUUCAGUCUGUGAUGUAUCCUCUAAUGCUGAAAGAGAGAAGCUCAUGAAAGAGGUUUCCUCUCUGUUUGAUGGAAAACUUAACAUCCUUGUCAACAAUGCUGGGACAAACAUAUAUAAAGCAACCUUAGAUUACACAGCUGAGGAUUUCACAUCUCUCAUGAAUACAAACCUUCAAUCUGCUUUCCAUUUUUCCCAACUUGCACAUCCACUUUUGAAAGCUUCAGGAGCUGGAAGGAUUGUCUUUAUGUCUUCUAUUACUAGUGUGGUAUCUGUAAAUACUCAAUAUCCUUUAUAUUCAGCUUCUAAAGGUGCAAUGAACCAGCUUACAAGGAAUUUGGCUUGCGAAUGGGCCAAGGACAAUAUAAGGGUUAACGCAGUAGCACCUUGGUUCAUCCGAACUCCACUCACCACACCUAGUCUGGAGGAUGAAAACAUUCUUAAUGAGGUUUUCAAUCGAACCCCUAUGAGACGCGUUGGAGAACCAGGAGAGGUUUCUUCAGUUAUUGCAUUUCUAUGCUUGCCUGGACCGGGCUUCUUAACAGGACAAGUCAUACGCAUUGAUGGAGGGAUGUCAGUGAAUGGCUUUUCCAUGGGUUGA
Molecule: messenger RNA, 870 nt
Organism: Dovyalis caffra
Lineage: Eukaryota; Viridiplantae; Streptophyta; Magnoliopsida; Malpighiales; Salicaceae
Source: the annotation of a GenBank genome assembly